This is a messenger RNA of Aspergillus clavatus NRRL 1, 1698 nucleotides long. RefSeq names its product DHHC family palmitoyltransferase. Lineage: Eukaryota; Fungi; Ascomycota; Eurotiomycetes; Eurotiales; Aspergillaceae. The record is from RefSeq and is a predicted model, not a curated record. Gene Ontology annotation, molecular function: protein-cysteine S-palmitoyltransferase activity. Gene Ontology annotation, cellular component: Golgi apparatus; endoplasmic reticulum. Gene Ontology annotation, biological process: peptidyl-L-cysteine S-palmitoylation; protein targeting to membrane. The transcript has 2 exons. Bases 1 to 1698 code for a protein of 565 amino acids.
AUGGCGACUCUGGCCUCAUCACCGCCGGCGUCCCCGUCGUGGCCUAAACGACGGCCUCGGGCUUGGGCCCUCCGGUGCGAACGGUACUGCUGCGCCGCGGCGUCGUACUUUCCCCUGGCGUUUGUGUAUAGUUUGACGACGUGGGCGGUCUACGUGGAGACUAGCGUGGGGUUGAAACCCUCCAAGAGUAUCUGGAUCGGACUGCCGAGAACGAUCGUGGGCGUGCUGCUCUACAUCUUCCUCAACGUCUCGUAUACGGUGGCGGUGUUUACGGACCCUGGGUCGCCCUUGACAACUCGCACGCGCGGCGGCCGCCAGCAGUACAGCGCGUUGCCGGUGGCCGAGCUCCCCGAGUUCACGGCAUACACGGUCAACUCGACCGGCGGGUCGCGGUUCUGCAAGAAAUGUCAGUGUCUGAAGCCGGACCGCGCGCACCACUGCUCGACGUGCAAGCGGUGCGUGCUGAAGAUGGACCACCACUGCCCGUGGCUGGCCACGUGCGUGGGGUUAUACAACUACAAAGCGUUUUUGCUGUUCCUGGUGUAUACGUCGCUGUUCUGCUGGGUGGAUUUUGCCGUGGCGUCAGCGUGGAUCUGGACUGAGGUGCUCAAUGAUACCGGGGACCUGGAUUCGAUCUUGCCGGUGAACGUGGUGCUGCUGGCGAUUCUGGGCGGGAUUAUUGGCUUGGUGCUGACCGGCUUCACGGUCUGGCAUAUCAGCCUUGCGCUCCGCGGCAUGACCACCAUCGAGUGCUUGGAGAAGACCCGGUAUGUGUCGCCGUUGCGGAAGGCGCUGGAUCGUCACCGCCAUGAGCACAGCCGGGGCCACCAUGGGGAGAGUAACGGGGCCAGCCCGGUCUCGGACAGCUUUGGUCAUCGACUACAGGAUUACGGGCAGCGGGUCCUCGAUGCGCAUGCCAAUGCGAUUCCGGGGGUCACUCGCGCCGAGGAAGGCGAGGAGCGGCUCUCCCCGGCACCGGGACAGCCCAGGUACGAGCUGCAGUCGGCUGACCGUCUCACCCCGGCGCAACAGGCGCUGACGCGGUCUUAUGCCGAGAUGGAAAGACAGCGCGAGCACGACAGAUACCAGGACUAUUUGAACGAAGAGGACAACGAGAAGCUGCCGCAUGCGUUUGAUCUGGGGUGGCGCAAGAAUCUACUACAUCUAUUCGGACCUCAACCACUGCUGUGGCUCAUCCCUGUCUGCACGACCACCGGCGAUGGGUGGUACUGGGAACCGAGCAGGGAGUUCUUUGAAGCACAGGAACGCAGGCGCCUGAAGAGAGAACAGGAUACGGCCGACGAGCAGCAAUAUUACCGUGAUCUGUACCAGCGCAACAUGGACAACAGUCGAAGCUGGCUGGGCCCUGACUCUGCGACGCCGACAUGGACGCCAAACCAGCCUCUGGACAGCUUCCGUGACCCGGAACGGCCCACUACGGGGGUGUCGAUGCAGACACUUGCGCCCAUGUCCCCGCGACCCAGACCGGGCGAUAGUGACUUUGAAGACGCUGCUGAUGAGGAUGCCGGCCUUCUCAAUCGAGGCCCGGAGACACUGCCCUCUAGAUCAGUGCCGGUUGCUGAUCGUCGGCGGUCAGACGCAAACGGGCCCGCCGGCCGGUUGCGGAAACCCGACGAGACAGCUCCUGGAGCGCCAAACAGUCGAGAGCAAUCGGAUGAAUGGCGAGACUGGGAUUAA